This is a messenger RNA of Fraxinus pennsylvanica, 408 nucleotides long. The record is from the annotation of a GenBank genome assembly. Lineage: Eukaryota; Viridiplantae; Streptophyta; Magnoliopsida; Lamiales; Oleaceae.
AUGCCAUUGAUGUCCAUUAUUUCCAAGUCCAGAAGCCCUCUCCUUGCCUGCGUAUUCAUCCUUACCAAACAACACCUUUCCUCUACGAAAAACCUCAUUAUUCCAAAACCAUUCUUAGCCUUUCCUUCACCACCCGCGAGUACUAAUCCACAACAAUUUGGUCGGGAAUGGAUCCGAACCUACCACGACGGGAGGCCCAGAGGGCCUCUCUGGAGGGGCAAGAAACUUAUUGGAAAAGAGGCCAUUUUUGUUAUAUUGGGUUUGAAGAGAUUCAAAGACGAUAGGGAAAAGCUCGGGAAAUUCGUUAAAACCCAUGUGCGCAGGCUUCUUAAAUUGGAUAUGAUAGCUGUUCUCAAUGAACUCGAACGUCAACAGGAAGUUUCUCUUGCUGUCGAGGUAAUUGAUUAG